AUGGCCGGUGUGGGAUCCCGGUCCGAGCUCCUGAACCUGCUGGGCGAUGUCAAAGCCCGCGUGCAGGACAAGAUUGGGAUCGUGGACUUUCCAAUGCCUCAGUUCAUCUUGAUUGGCAAGCAGUCGGUGGGAAAGAGCCGACUCAUCGAGGCCCUUGCGGGGGAGACCUUCAACUUCAUCUCCGGAACGUUAGGCAGCCGGCGGCCCACAAUCCUCGAGUUCCGCAACGUUGCUGGCUCGAAGGCAUCCAAGUGGUUCGUCCGGGAUAGGGCCACAGGCCACUGGAACGAGCACGAGAUCAGCAGAGUCAUGCAGCUGGUCGGCGAUGCGCAUGAAGAGCUAGGGGAGACAGUUUCUUCUGAUCCCAUUUGUGUUCGAGUCCAGUCUCCUGCUUGUGUGGACAUGCAAAUAGUUGACCUUCCGGGCUUCCGGGACUUUGCACUGGACACCUCCAAGCAGGAGCUGUGCAACAGGAUCGAAGAGCUUGUGAUGCAAUUCAUGCGGGAUCCUCGCAAUGUGAUGCUUUGCGUGGAGCAGUGCGGGGACGCAGCCACCAUGUCCACCUUGGGCAAGUGCCGCUCGAUUGACCCAAAGUUUCAGAGGACCAUUCUCGUCCGCACGAAGCUGGACAAGUACUACACUGACUUGACGAAGGAGAACGUCAACCAGUGGGUGGAUGGCUUCGGCGACCUUCCCGAAAACUUGGUUCGCUUCGCCUUGACACUGCCCUGGUGGCAGGAUGGAGAGGCGUGUCCUGCCGAGUCCUUCGUGAAGCUGCGGGAAGAGUUCAAUCAGAAGGAUAUGAAGGAGAUGAGGGAUCGGAUGCUGAAGCCGCAGUACCUUGAGACCAUCGGCUUCCAGUCCUUCGCGAACUUCAUGGAGAAGAAGAUCGAGCACAUGUUCGCGGACGCCAUCAACCCCGUGUUGGACAAGCUGAAGGAGCUGAAGGCCAAGUGGACCUCCAAGGAACAGAGCCUCGUCACCGAGCACGAGGAGACUGACCCCCACAGGAUCUUGAGCACAACCCGGGAGUGCGGGACCUCCUUCGCGCAGGCCUUGAGGCAUGUCAUGGAGGGUAUUCCGAACCUGAUGACUGGCCGGAUGAAGCUCGAUUCAGAGCUCAGGUCAUUCCAUGACCAUCACUUAAAAGUCGGGUCAGAUCACUUCGUGAUGCUUCCGUCGGAGGACUUCCGUGAUCUAGAUGACUACAUAGAGUACCUCACGAACGAAAUACAAGUCGGUGCUUCAGAUGCAGAGGUCAACGGCGGUGCCCAGUUUCGCCGGGUGAUGUCUGAAGUUGAGAUUUUCCUCCGAUUUUCCGAAAUUGCUGUGGAGACCAAGAAGCGUGACGUCAUCCAGGCACGCGGCGUGUCCAUGAGCUCCUUGACUUGGCGCGAUGUGGUGGUGAAGCUCCUGAGCAACGAAGCACACCUGCCGUUGCAGAGAAGGGUCCAAUACGUCGGCGAGCGCAUCAAGUGGUUCUUCCAGAUCCAGAAGGAAGCAGUCAUCGACUUUAUGAGCAGCCUGGAGGGGAAUCCGAGCUCGACGAUGUACUCCAGUCUGCUCUGGAAGAACGUGAAGCUCAUCAAGCAGAAUGAGAUGAUCAAACACCUGGUUUUCUCCACCUACGAUCAGGCCUGUCAGCGCCAGCUGAAUCAGUUUAUCGAGCUUUUCGACAACAUGCUUACGUCGACCUUUGCCAAUCCCUGGGUCUUCCUCAAGGGCGCGACCUACGGAGGUUACACAGAGGAGGAGGAUGCCGAUGCUGCGCUGCCCUCCAUCGAUGACACCAAGGAGAGGAUUCCAAAAGAGAUCCAGAGCCGGUCCGGGAUCGAGAGCACCCUUUCCAAGUGGCUGCUUGAAAUCCCCACGGAGUCCCAUCAGAUUGACGAGGCAGUGGACAAGGUCCAGAUGCUGGUCCUCAAAACGUACAGCUUCAUCAGGUCCCAGGUGUGCGAUCAGGUAGAACUGUUUGCAGAGUCCUUUUUCAAGCUGCCGAUGCUGCGUCGACUAGAAGAGGACAUGAACAAGAUCUCACUCUCCGAUGCGGACAAGACCAACUACAAGGCGCGGCGCGAGCGCCUUGAAGGAGAGGUAACGAAGGUGCGAGAGAAUUUGAAGGAGGUGUCUGAGUGCAUCGAGAAGCUGCAGGGCUUCAAGCUCAAGUGCAACGCACAGCGAGCUCACUGA
Messenger RNA from Symbiodinium natans, 2190 nucleotides. NCBI's taxonomy places the organism in Eukaryota, Dinophyceae, Suessiales, Symbiodiniaceae. The record is from the annotation of a GenBank genome assembly.